Dermacentor andersoni is the source of this 722-nucleotide messenger RNA. The record is from RefSeq and is a predicted model, not a curated record. NCBI's taxonomy places the organism in Eukaryota, Metazoa, Arthropoda, Arachnida, Ixodida, Ixodidae.
GAUUGCUCCCCGGACUUCAGAGGCCAGUCGCAAUGGUGGCAGUGACAGAGAAAGGCUCCAUCUUGGCUAGGGUGUCGGCACGUGGUACCAGCGGUCACUCGGCAGCGCCACCUGUGAACAAUGCGAUCGUUACGCUGUCCAAGGCACUCUCUGGUUUCCACGGCCAGUGCCAGCCUGCCCAGCUGAGCCGCUCAAUGGUGGCCGAGAUGUUCACUGCCCUGGCUCCAGAGGUGCCGUUCCACUUCCGACUUGCACUGGCCAACAUGUGGCUUCUUGGACCUGCCAUCAGCUGGUUCAUGUCACGGAACCAGCAGCUGGACUCCAUGAUCCGCACAACUACCACGGUCACUCGCAUUGCUGGCGGCGUGAAGGACAACGUGGUUCCAGCGGAGGCCCAUGCCUACAUCAACCACCGGGUGCACCCUUCACAGUCGGUGGCUGAGGUUGUAGAGCUUGACCGGCAGCUGCUGGGUGGACUGCCCAAUGUCUCCCUGGAGGUUCUCCAUUCCAUGGAGGCACACCCCGUGUCACCACACAGUGAGCAAGAGCUUGGUUUCCGUGCCAUCGCCUGCAGCGUACGGAAGAUCUUCCCCGAGGCAAUUUCUGUUCCUGUUACGUCUUUCUCAAAUGAGCAGAAGGAAAACAUGAUCCUUGCCUUGGGACCUGUCAAGGGCGACAAGAAGGCUGCAAAAUAUUUAGCAGUCAUGGAAGUGUGGCGGUAG